Messenger RNA from Acanthosepion pharaonis, 3027 nucleotides. Lineage: Eukaryota; Metazoa; Mollusca; Cephalopoda; Sepiida; Sepiidae. The record is from the annotation of a GenBank genome assembly.
AUGGCGGCCUCCUGCACGUGGAGUAACCUUGUGGAAGAAUAUUUUUCUGGAGUUAACAAUUCUGCAGCCUCUAAGAUCGCCACAGGGUUAACAAAGAAAGAGGUCAGUCUCUUAGCAAUUAUACGAUGCCUUGGGUCAGCUUUCACUGCAUCAGACACAAAUCGCAGAGUAGAAGGAACAGCAUUAUUAGUUGAUGCUCUACAUCAAAUACCACAGGAUUUGUUAACAUUUGCUGAAGUGGAGCUGCUUAGUUCAUUUUUAAGUGAUCGUCUUUCUGACCACCAUUCACUUCAGCCACUGGCUCUUCACGGGCUUGCUGCUCUGAGUAAUUGUUGUAACAUUCCCUCCUUAGUACCUGAGCGAGUAUGUCGGAGGAUAUUUCGUGAAGUCCAGAACCAAUCUCUGCCACAAAAGGACAGGUUUUCUGUUUAUACAAUUAUGUAUAAUUUUCUCACUACAAAACUUGAAGAUUUACGUAAAAUGGAAAGUGAUUUUGUUUGUGGUUUCAUUCAAGCAAUGGAUGGUGAGAAAGAUCCCCGAAAUUUAAGAUUUGCAUUCCAAUGUGCUCAUUUAAUUAUUAAAAACCUUCCCCUUGGUGUAUUUGUUGAAGAAAUGUUUGAAAUUACAGCUUGUUAUUUCCCCAUAGAUUUUCAACCACCCCCAAAUAAUCCUUUUUGGUGUUCUUCUUUGUUUGCUCCCUUUGUUCUUCCUUUGCUAAGUGAUAAAAUGUCCUCAGACAUUCAAGAUGCACGUAUUGAUGCCAUGCAGACAUUGGCUAGUGUAUCUGAGGUUUAUGGAGCAGAAGCACUUACCAAGUAUCUAUCGACCGAAAUUAUUUUUUCCAUGUUAAAAAAGGAGUACAUGUCUGGUAUCUUAGAACUACAAAAACCCUCCCUAGAAGCUUUGACUGCCCUGAUAUCUUCACUAUCUCUACAUGUGGACGAAGGUGGUUCUUAUCCCUCUCUGCUACCUUUCUUGGACUGCAUUCUAAAAGCCUGUGUACUUGAUUAUGAAUAUGAAAACCAGUUUACAAGUCACAUUCAGCUUUUGCAUAGCACAGCAGCAGCCAGCACACCAUCAGGAUGUUAUGUGCUUCAACAUAUUCUUCCAAAAAUUCUUCAGAUGUACAAAGAUGCUGUUCAGACAAAUCAAAAAGGACUCAUUCUUAAUUGUUUUCAUGGUUUCAUUCUUGCCACAAGAUCUGCCUCUAUUACCACUGCUGAAGAAAGUCCAGUUUUUCAGCAUCGUGAUGAGAUUUUCACAAUGCUUUUGUCUACAUUCAACAAUACCAGUGUUCUGCUUUGCAAAACUGUUGUCAAGUGUCUUGACUCUCUCCUUGACUAUCAUGGUGUCCUCAACAACACAGACAAAAUACUAAUAGUUGAGCAUAUCUUCAUUCUCGUUCAAAACAAAGAUGAAAUGCUCAGAAGUCAGUGCAUAACCAUCCUGUCUAAUAUGUCUUCUAUAUCACCUGACAUUGUCAAACAAAAUGUCCUGCCACAGUUAUACCAAUCAUUAAAGAAAAUGGAAACAAUAAAUAAAAAUAAUGAAAGUUGUUGGCAAUCAGUUCUUACAACAUUGGAGGUAUUAUCUUCAGUUUGUAAAAACCCUUCCAUGACGAAACUUGUGUUACCUGAAAUCUGGGCAUGGCUUGAAAAUUUAUUAAGAGAUGAUAUCAACCAAAAGUCAGAAGUGACUGAACUAUGUCAUGAGGUAUUAAAAGCCAUUGUUAAAAUAGUUGCUUAUACCUGUGAAAGUGACUCUGUCCUGUACCUUGAUUAUCUUUACACCUGGUUUGUACCCCGUUUGCUACAAUUGACCAUUCCACACUUACUGGACAGUGGCAUUUCACUCUCAGCAAUUGGCAUCAUGGAAAGUGGAGCCACCAUUCUGAGAGACAUUACAACCAAACUUGACAAAAGGAAAGCAGAGGUACUGUGUGAACAAAUUAUCUGCCUCUUUCUUCAUGAGGAUAAGAAUGCAUUCAACAUAAUGCUAGCAUCUGAUUGUAAAUUCCAGCCUUUGAAGUGUGAUUCUCCUGUACAACAGACUCGCUUGGUUGCCUUCCUCACAGCAGUUGUGUGCAGCACUUUGCUUUCGGUUUCAAUCUAUGAAAUUGACAAAUUGUUAGAACAACUUGCAAAUCUGGCCAUCUUUACUGGAGAUGAAAUCACACUAAUUCAUGCGGCUAAAUGUUGUGCUGGCCUCUUCAACAAAUACUCACAAACUUCUCCUGCCAAAGAAUGUCUUGAAACUCUCCAAGAGAAUCUGAAAGCUAAGUUGACCAAUUUGGAUAAAUCUACAGAGAAAGUUCAGCUUCAAACUUUACACUUGUGGCUUUGGUUAACAAAAGCAUUGGUGAUGUGUGCUCAUCAGCAAGCAAAUCAAUUUGUGGACCUUAUUCUUAAUUUGUUUGAAGAAUGUGAGUUAGGUGAGAGUGCCGCCAAGGGGAUCUAUCUCAUCUUGAAUGAAUACAAGGAUGUUUUGAGCCGAUCACAACAUGCCAAAGUACGUCUCAUGUAUCGACAGAGGUUUUUUGUUGAACAUAUACAACGUUUAUCUGAAUCAUUCCAUCAUGCAAAACCUGAAUUAAAGAAGAAUUAUUUAAUAGCUGUAUCACAUUUAUUAACUUUUCUUCCACGUCAAGUUCUUGUGUCAGAAUUACCACCUUUAAUUCCCAUGUUGGUGCUUGCUCUUAUGUCUGAUGAGUGUAAACUGCAGUUGUCUACAAUGUCAACUUUAAAAACUGUGAUGGAUGAAAGCCCAGCACUCCUGGCUCAACAUGUCAACCUUAUUGUGCCCAGAUUACUCAAACUCUCCAAAACAGAUACAUCAAUGAAAGUGCGCAUUGCAUCUCUGGAAUGUCUUGAAUAUUUAACCCAACUACCAGCUUCAACACUUCUUCCUUAUCGACGUGAAGUGAUCCGGUUUCUGGAACCUGUUUUGGAUGACAAAAAACGACUUGUUCGUAGGCAAGCAGUUAGAGCACGGGGUGAAUGGUAUUUACUUGGUGCCCCAAUCAGCUGA